AUGUCCCCUUCCACUCAACGUGCCCUAAUGCAAGCCGAAAAAUCCGGACCCCUCUCAAUUCAAACCACCGAAAUAUACAAGCCCCUUGCAAGCGAGAUACUGAUUCGAAUCCAAGCGUCCGCGCUCAACCCCGUCGACGCAGCUAGCCAGAGAUCAGGCGUGUUCAUAGACACGUAUCCCGCCGUUCUAGGGCUCGAUAUUGCUGGAGACGUCGAGGAUAUAGGCGAGGGAGUGACAGACUUUAAAAAAGGCGAGAGAGUGCAAGUUUUUACUCAAGGUACUUUUGAAAUCAGAUCGAGAGCUUUCCAGCAAUUCGCAGCUGUGAAAGCGUCGACCGUCGCAAGGAUCCCUGAUUCUUGGAGUUACGAUCAGGCAUCUGCGCUUCCUGUGGUCGUUACAUGCGCGUAUGUUGGAUUGUACAACCAAGUCCCGGACGGUUUAGGCAUUCCGCCUCCUGUAACCGAAGCCAGCCAGGGAAUAUUCAACGGAACUGCCAUAGUCGUUCUCGGAGGGGCCACGUCUGUGGGACAAAUAGUCAUUCAAUUCGCCAAAUUUUCAGGGUUUUCUCCGAUCUUCACAACGGCCUCCUCGAAGCACGCAGCCUACCUUCAAAAUCUUGGAGCAACCCACGUCUUCGACAGAAACAUAUCAUCAAGCGAACUCUCCAGCAAAAUAGACCAACUCUACGAUGCCCGUCAAGUCAGUCUGGUGUAUGACGCCGUCAGUUCCGCAAGCACUCAGCAAACAGGACUUGACGUUUUAAGUCCUGGGGGAAAGAUGGCCAUUGUGCUUCCGCUGUCCGAGGAUGUCAAAGUGCCGGAUGGGAAGGUGGUUUCGAGUAUCCUUGGUCUGAUGACGGUGCCGCAACAUCGAGAGCUCCUUGAAACUCUGUACCACGAUAAAUUGUCUGGGUGGCUCGAGAGCGGUGUUAUCAAACCUAAUAACAUCGAAGUCCUCCCGAAUGGACUUGAAGGGAUUGUAGAGGGUCUUUCGAGGUUGGAAGCGAAACAGAUUUCGGCGUCGAAGUUGGUUGCGCAUCCGCAAGAAACGAUCUAA
Molecule: messenger RNA, 1056 nt
Organism: Psilocybe cubensis
Lineage: Eukaryota; Fungi; Basidiomycota; Agaricomycetes; Agaricales; Agrocybaceae
Exons: 5
Coding region: 1-1056 (351 amino acids)
Molecular function (GO): oxidoreductase activity, acting on NAD(P)H
Source: RefSeq, a predicted model, not a curated record